Messenger RNA from Zychaea mexicana, 4757 nucleotides. Its product is annotated as PXA domain-containing protein. Gene Ontology annotation, cellular component: intracellular membrane-bounded organelle. The transcript is spliced from 7 exons. The record is from RefSeq and is a predicted model, not a curated record. NCBI's taxonomy places the organism in Eukaryota, Fungi, Mucoromycota, Mucoromycetes, Mucorales, Lichtheimiaceae. Gene Ontology annotation, molecular function: phosphatidylinositol binding. Bases 77 to 4510 code for a protein of 1477 amino acids.
GGGAACUCUUUUACUUUUUCUUUCCUUCUUGUUGAACCAAGCGAAAACAUGAAAGUUGCGAUUAACGUCCUUCACUAUGCCCAAAGUUUCACCUGAAAAAAGUCUGCAUUCGAUAUUCUUGACUGUUUCUGCCAUUUCCCUUGCGCUUCUUGUCACAGUAGCUUGGCCUCAAACACUCCAUUAUCUCCUUUGGGCAGUCAAGCUUGUUCUGGGCACCGUUCUAUCGCUUGUGCUGUUCAACAUUAUCGUUCUCUAUAUCUAUGUCAAAUACUUUGUCUCACCAUCUCAAAGCAAUCGAAAGGAGCAACGUCAGCGCGAUUUCCGACCAUUCCGAUUCGCCCAUGUCACGACGUGGCCCCAGGUGCAGCAACAACGAGUGCAGGACAACAGCGUGCAAGCAUCAAUGCCGAUCGCGCCCGAUUCCGAAGAGAUAUCCGAAGCGUUCGAGGAGCUCUUGUCACAUAUUUUGCGCGACUUUAUAGACUAUUGGUUCGCAUACGUGGCUGGGCCGCUCGAGAUAUCGUUUCGCAAAUCCGUCGAUGAAAUCAUACGUUCGGCGGCACACGCACUGAGGCAACGGAUCCAGGACGCCGAUCUGUUCGGAAUUCUUGUCAAUCGCCUUGUCCCGCUUGUAACGGCGCACAUUUCAGAGUUCCGAGCGGCCGAGAUAUCGCUGCGUGGAAAGUCGUUGGAACGGUCCCUGACACAGUCGGACGAGCUAGAUUUGCUGUUGGCAUCGCAGUUUCGUGGCGGCAAGCUGCAUCCCGCCUUGACUACCGCUGCUAUGACGACCAAGCCAACAGAGGCGGUGCAUCUACGUCAAAUGGUGGAGCGGGUGUUGCCAUACGUAUUGAAUCACAAGGAGCUGGACAGUGGACCGGUGAGCGUGAUUGUGCGUGAGCUUGUUUCCUGUGCUGUCCUACAGCCUGUCAUGGAUAUGGUUGCAGAUCCAGAUUUUUGGAACCAGACAAUCGAUAGCUAUUUGGGAAAAGCGAUACGGGAACAAAAAAUGGUGCGGAAGCUACGUGAGGUGCUCAAUAGGCACUCGACUGAUUUGGAUGAGGUUGUUGAAGAGCUGGCAGACGCAAAAUCAGCACCACCAAGCGGUAAAUCGCGGCGACCUAGUUUAAUGCCAAUGAGUUCAUUAUCUUCGAUGUUUGGUGACCAGUGGGAAGACGAAGUGGAAAGCAGUAAGCAGCGCGGGUUUGGCAGUAUCAAGAUAGGAAGGCGUACCUUUCAGGAUUUUUUGCGGAUGAUCGAGGAAGAAAAGAACUUGUUAGAGCUCAAGCGCGUCCGCAACGAUAUCGUAACACAAGUCCGCAAAAAGCGUGCUUUAAUCCAUGACCGAGACCCGGAGGAAGUCAUUGAUGGAGAAAAGGUGGAGGAUGUCAUGGUGUACCUGAAUCGCCUCAGUGUUGCAAAAAAACGAGUCGACAAACGAAUUGCAGUCCUGACGGGUGACAACUAUGAUGGCCGCAAAAGCUCGAAAUCACAAUUUUUCUCGCCUCGUCGCAAGCCUAGCGAAGCCGCUGCUUCACAGCCUUUCGGUUUUAACCUAUACGACAUUCUCACGAACACAGCCGGAUUGUCGUACUUCAUGGAGUUCAUGGAUCGACGCGGCGAUAUGAUGAAACUGCAAUUCUGGCUUAUAGUCGAGGGCUUCAAGAACUCGGAAAUGGCGGGGGCACGAGACGACUCGACGUUUUUACAAGAUGUUAGGAUGGUUUAUGAUAUGUACCUAUCCGAAAGCGCCCCACACCGAUUACCAAUAUCAGCACAGCUGAGCAUUGAUUUGAACAAGGCUAUCGAAGCAGCACAGCGUUGCAUGGAUGACAACGAACAAGGGAAUGUAUACACAGUUGUUCAGGAAAUGCGACAGCGUCUUUAUCAGAUCCAGCAGCAUAUCUUUUGGCAGCUGGAAAAGGAGCAUUUUCCCUACUUUAAGCGCUCAGAUCUGUAUUUCAAGUAUCUCGCCACAACACCCAACUCGGCACCAGACACCAUACCUGAGCGACGCAGUCUGGACGAGACAACGCUUUUCCGUCACCAGAGCAGCAGCGAAACGUCGACUGGAAAGAAACGGCUAAUCAGCGAAGCGAGCAGUAGUAGCGGGACCGCACCUGGAGGCAAAGUGUUGGAACAUCGACCGCUAGAGAGAACAGCAUCAGCAAGUCUGACAAAAAAGAAGCCAUGGCAUAUCACUGAAGAAACACCCAAGGCAGAUUCAGAUACGGAAGUCAGUGGUCCAAAGAAGAAAAGAUCAGAAAAAGCAAAACCACCUGUCGCCCGCGCGCGUGGUCAUGUUCGAGCAGUCUCCGAGUCUGCCAAUGGCGGUGGCGGUAUGAGCCGUUUUUUGAGCCUCGGCAGAAUGGUUGGGUCUGCCAACGAAUGGUGGCAUACAAGCGACUUGCAAGCAAAGAACGGGAAGGAUGACAUGAGCGCCAGCAGCAAGCAAAGUCUACUGCAGUCACCAGUAGAUACGGACGAACUAACAGAGGAAGAGGAGGAGGACGAAGAACAGAGUCAUCAACCGGGUCAGCAAGCACGAAGACCAACGAGGCAGCUACUAAGGAGUAACACGGUGGAAGCUGUGGAGGCUGAACUCCAGUCUAUCAUCGACGGCAACAAUACUGUGGAUGAUCCUUUAGAUAGCAAUGCCGACCGAAGAAAGAGUGCACCACCCUCUCCUAAGAAAAAGCAGCCGCCGCCACCAUUCCUCCUAUAUGGACCAGAGGCAACCAAGUCAUCUAUGGCUCUUCCCGUCCAAAACGACUACGCACUACCUUCUUGGACAUCGUCCGGUGGAUCCAACACUAUCGGCGAAGUUGCGCAUGAUCGUUUCGAUGACACGCAUUCAUCUUCGUCUUCGAUAAGCAAGAAAACAGCCCCACUGCCUUCAACCACGAAGCACAACGAAGACGAUACGCUCGACAAAGAAACGUCGAACGUUCAUCUGGCACCGCCAGGAGACUUGAUGCUUGCGGUCAAGGUCGAAAAGCUGUCCGAGGAAAUGGAGAAGCUGAUGCAACAGGAGGCCAUUGUGAACGCGCUCAUCAAGAAAGCCGAGGCAAAAAACAAGGUAGACGAGUUGCGCAUUCUAAAGAAAAGUAAAAACAUGUUCCGGCGCGAGCUACAGCAAAUCAAGUACCAGAAGAGCCAGUAUGAGCUGCAAGAGUCUGAGAACGUGCUAGUCCCGGAGCGAACCAAAGUCAGCAUCACCAGCUCCACCAUUGGAUCGGAUACCUAUGGCGAGUUUGCACUGUACGUCAUUGAGAUCCAGCAGCUUGGCUUGGAUGGGAACUAUGGCUCUGGUUGGAUUGUCGCACGACGAUACAGCGAGUUCUUUGCGUUACACCAGAAGCUCAAGGCGCGGCAUCCUGUUGUCAAGCUUCUCGAGUUUCCCUCCAAAUGGCCUCUGCUGCGACUGCAAAGGUCUUUUGUCGAGGCGCGACGCACGAAUCUAGAGCGAUAUUUGCGGCGUCUGCUUGAAGACCGAGACAUUUGCAAAAGCGAAGAGCUGCGUGCAUUCUUAUCGCAGCAAAAUGUGUAUGUGCCCGGUCCAGAACAAGACGUAGAGGAGUCAUCCGAAUUUGGUUUAUUCACGUCGAUCCCACGCUCUAGCAGUAAGAAGCGCAAGCGGCGCCAGGAAAUCUCGUCCGAGCUGCUCAAGCAGCAGCUACAGCCCUCAUCAAGUACGUCUACCGUCGGCUCGGGUUUGCAUCGUUCCAUUAGCGAUAACGUACAGCACCAGCAUGACCAACGCAGCAAAGCAUCGUCCGCCGGCUUUAUGAAGCACAUCUACAAGACUGUGGCCGAGGGCAUUGACGACCUGUUUGUUGGCCCAUCGAUGUUGGACUUGAUCACGCAGCGCAUGGGUGAACAAGUCAUGGACUUUAUCCAAGAGGCAGACGAAAACAGUGAACAACGUGUAGAGCAAAAUGAGGAAGCUGUGGCCGCUGCAGCUGCCGUGGCAGCAGCAGUAACGUCAGACCCCGACUUCACGGACUCACUGAAAAAUGCUCCAGAAGGCAUCACCAAGUUCACAGAGCCGCUUUGCGAUUUAUUUAUUGAAAUGUUUGAGCUCAAGGAAAAGAACAAUUGGCUGCGACGGCAGGCAGUUGUCAUCAUUCUCCAGCAAAUCUUCGGUGGCACAAUCGAAAGAAAACUCCGUGAGACUGUGCAUUUCCUUGCUACCGAACCCAUGAUCGUCUUUUAUCUUCGAAAGGUGACUGAUAGCUUAUGGCCCGAUGGUCAAACGCUCACUUUCAAAGAGCCGCGUCGGCCAGAUGAGAAGCAGCAUACCAAAGAAUCUGCAAACAGAAAACUUUCUACUUGGCUACCAGACUUAAUAGGGCAGAUGGUGGGUCGGCAAAACGCAAGACGCGGAGCAAGACGGUUGUUUAGUGUGCUCCAGAAUAAACGGUUAAACCAAGACCUUGUGUAUACCCUUUUUGAUGAAGUCGUCUCUGCACUUUUCCCAGAGAUAGACACAUCCACUUGUAAAACAUAGUUUACCACAUUCUUCUUCUUCUUCUUCUUCUUCUUCAUAUCAUCAUAGUAUCCCCCUUAUUGUUUAUAGCACUCUUAUCAUUACACUUAUCAGCAUACAUAUACAUUAAUCUACAUCAUAAGAAAUAUUGUAAUUGGCUUUAAAACUAUAGUAAGCCCCCCAUAUGUGAAUAUAAGUACUAUUUGGGUUACAGUUCUGUGGGAUCAUCUCAUCACCAGCGUGAGAACGUGAGAGAAACAAAAGACCA